Callorhinus ursinus (northern fur seal) is the source of this 542-nucleotide messenger RNA. It is a transcript of the gene KCNE1, whose product is annotated as potassium voltage-gated channel subfamily E regulatory subunit 1. Gene Ontology annotation, biological process: potassium ion export across plasma membrane; regulation of ventricular cardiac muscle cell membrane repolarization; membrane repolarization during action potential. The record is from RefSeq and is a predicted model, not a curated record. Gene Ontology annotation, cellular component: membrane; voltage-gated potassium channel complex. NCBI's taxonomy places the organism in Eukaryota, Metazoa, Chordata, Mammalia, Carnivora, Otariidae. Gene Ontology annotation, molecular function: delayed rectifier potassium channel activity; transmembrane transporter binding; potassium channel regulator activity.
GGCCCGGCAGACCCGCUGCGCACCCGGCUGCCUCGGCGCCCCGGACCCGAAAGUUUUCUCGGCCAGUUCGAGCUCCAGCGGUGGAAAUUUGAAGCCCGGGAUGAUUCCGUCCAACACGACGGUGCCGACGCCCUUUCUGACCGCACUGUGGCAGGGGACGGUGGCGCAGGGUGGCAACACAUCUGGCCUGGCCCGCAGGUCACCCCGCAGUGAUGAUGGCCAGCUGGCGGCACUCUACAUCCUCAUGGUGCUCGGCUUCUUCGGCUUCUUCACCCUGGGCAUCAUGCUGAGUUACAUCCGCUCCAAGAAGCUGGAGCACUCCCAUGACCCAUUCAACGUGUACAUCGAGUCUGACUCCUGGCAGGAGAAGGGCAAGGCAUACUUCCAGGCCCGGGUUCUGGAGACCUACAAGGCGGGUUACGUCAUUGAAAACCAGUUGGCGGUGGAACGACCCCACACACACCUUCCCGAGAUAAAACCUUUGUCAUGACCCCACGAUUGGUUAAAACUGGGCCAAUCCUACCUGGUGAUCUGAUUUUUCC